Molecule: messenger RNA, 4292 nt
Organism: Synchiropus splendidus (mandarinfish)
Lineage: Eukaryota; Metazoa; Chordata; Actinopteri; Syngnathiformes; Callionymidae
Gene: plcg2
Product: phospholipase C, gamma 2
Exons: 31
Coding region: 369-4181 (1270 amino acids)
Biological process (GO): phospholipid catabolic process; positive regulation of epithelial cell migration; phosphatidylinositol-mediated signaling
Molecular function (GO): protein binding; phosphatidylinositol-4,5-bisphosphate phospholipase C activity
Source: RefSeq, a predicted model, not a curated record
GUGCUCGCACUUCCUCGUCCUCUCAGAUUGAGGAACUAACACUUGCCGCUCCUCUCUGUCGACGUCCUCCUGCCUUCGUUUCACGGGCUGCAGUCAUGGUCCGGUCCGCUUCCUCCUGAGCAGAACCGGUCCACUCACAGGUCAGUGCUGCGUCUCUGGACCUGCCGUUGUUUUCCAGAAGGAGGAAGUUCUUCUUCUGCUGGAGCCGAGGGGCCCAGCGGUGGGGCGGGCUCACAUCCGGGCCCGAGUUCUGCUUCUCUCCUGACACCCGCGCCGGACCAGAUCAAGUGGUGACUCACCGCUGGACUUUCCCUCUCUGACCGCCGCUGCCCUUUCUCUGGAGGCGUCCCUGGCCAGCUGGCUCUGAGAUGGCGGCGUGGGAGCAGCACGGCGAGAUGACCGAGUUCCGCCGCAGCGUGAUCAAGCGCGACAUGGAGAUGGGCGUGGUCAUGACGGUCUUCCGGCAGAGGCUGGAGCGGCUGGCGGUGCAGGUCAUCAUGGAGACGCGGCAGGUGGCGUGGACGCGCACGGCGGACAGGACGGACGGCGUCCUGGACCUGUCCGAGAUCCGAGAGCUGCGACCCGGCAGGAACUCCAAGGACUUUGAACGCUUCCGAGACGGCAAGGACAAACACGAGGAGGCGUCCUGCUUCACCAUCUUCUACGGCUCCCAGUUCGUCCUCAGCACGCUGAGCCUGGGAGCCGACUCGGCCGAGGAGGCUCAGAAGUGGCUGACCGGACUCAGCAUGCUGGUGGAGGAGACCCUGGCCGCGCCCACGCCGGUCCUCAUCGAGAGCUGGCUCAGGAAACAGAUGUAUUCCAUCAAUCAGACCAAAACAAAAAGCCUCUCCAUGAAAGAGCUGAAGACCCUGCUGCCGCUGGUCAACUACAAGUCUCCGGGCUCUCGCAGCCUGAAGGACAAGUUCCAGGAAGUGGGCGCCAGGAAAGACUCUCUGGACUUCGAGAAGUUUCACAAACUCUACAACCUCAUCAUGUUCGAGCAGAACGAAAUCCUGGAGGAGUUCAAGAACGAGUCCUGUGCCUUCAUCCUGGGCAACACGGACAAGCCGGACGCCUCCACGGUUCUGCUUCUGGACUUCCAGCGCUUUCUCAUCUACGAACAAAAGGAGUCGUGGGCGCUGGACCUCAACAAGGUCCGGGAGCUGAUGACCACCUUCAUCGACGACACCAUGAGGAAGACCAACGACCCCGAGUUCACCGUCAGCGAGUUCCUGGGCUUCCUGUUUUCCAAGGAGAACUCCAUCUGGGAGGAGAGGUUUUCGGAGAUCAACCACCUGGACAUGAACCACCCGCUGUCCCACUACUGGAUCAGCUCCUCGCACAACACGUACCUGACGGGGGAUCAGCUCCGGAGCGAGUCCUCCACCGAGGCCUACGUGCGCUGCCUGCGGCUGGGCUGUCGCUGCGUGGAGCUGGACUGCUGGGAGGGCCCCGGUGAGCCCAUCAUCUACCACGGCUGGACCAGAACCACCAAGAUCAAGUUUGAGGACGUGGUGCAGGCCAUCAACAAGCACGCCUUUGCCACCUCCGAGUUCCCCGUCAUCCUGUCCAUCGAGGAGCACUGUCCUCUGGAUCAGCAGCGGCAGAUGGCUCGGAUAUUCAAGGAGGUCUUCGGCGACAAGCUGCUGACGGAGCCGGUGGACCAGAUGGCCGACCAGCUGCCGACGCCCACCCAGCUGAAGGGCAAGAUCAUCCUGAAGCACAAGAAACUGAGCGUGGAUGGGGAGGGCCCCAACAAGGAGUUCAGGAAGGGCCAGAUGCAGGGGGACCUGGAGAUGUGGGACCCCGUCGACCAGUGCUGGAACAAACACUACUGUGUGAUCUCUGACGACAAACUCUACUACGCCGAGGAGUACGAGGAGGAGGAGGAGGAGGAGGAGGAGCUGAGGAAGUACCAGGACCUGCACCACUCGGAGCCCUGGUUCCACGGCUACAUGAAGGACAGCCGGCUGACGGCGGAGCGGCUCAUCAGCGAGUUCUGCCGCGAGAGCGGCGGGCGGGACGGGACCUUCCUGGUCCGCCAGAGGGACGUCAACCCCAACGACUACACCCUGUCCUUCUGGUGGAACGGGAAGGUGCAGCACUGCCGGAUCCACACGCUGCUGGAGGGGCCCCAGACCAGCUACUACCUGACCCCGAGUCUGCACUUCCCCAGCGUCCUGGCUCUGGUGCAGCACUACCAGGAGAACCCGCUCAAGUGUCAGGAGUUCGACCUGCGCCUCACCCACCCCGUCCCCCGCCUCAACCCCCACCUGAGAGAAGGCUGGUUCUACGGCAACCUGAGUCGCGGGGAGGCGGAGGACUACCUGAUGAGGAUCCCCAGAGACGGAGCCUUCCUCAUCCGACAGCGAGACGGAGAUCCGGACGCCUUCGCCAUCACCUUCAGAGGCGACGGGCAGGUGAAGCACUGCCGCAUCAAGAAGGAGGGCGGGCUCUACCUGCUGGACACCACCAUGGAGUUCGAGAGCCUGCUGGAGCUGGUGGGCUACUUCAGGAAGAACCCGCUCUACCGCAAAAUCAAGCUGCGCUACCCGGUGACGCCGGAGCUGGUGGAGCGCUUCAGCACGGUGCAGGACUGCGGCUCGCUGUACGAGAGGACCUACGUGGAGCCCAACAGGCUGGAGCUCAGCCAGUCCCACAGCACGGUGCGAGCGCUCUACAGCUACGCGGCGCAGAGGCCCGACGAGCUCAGCUUCACCAAAGGAGCGCUGAUCCACAACGUGAGCCGAGAGAUGGAGGGAUGGUGGAGGGGCGACCACGCUGGCAAGCUGCAGCUCUUCUUCCCCUCCAACUACGUGGAGGAGGUGCUCAGCAGUCGGGUGGAGAGCGCAGCGCAGGGGCCGGAGGAGAAUCCUCUGGGCGAGCUGUGCAAGGGCGUGGUGGACAUCUCCAAGUGCAACAUCUACAAAGUGAGGACGGAGAAGCACGGCAAGUCCCACGUGCUGACCCUGCAGGACCGGGAGCAGGACAGCGUGCAGUUCGACCUGGCGCCCGCCUCGGUGGAGGAGCUCUUCGAGUGGUACAAGGUGGCCUGGGACAUCACGCAGCGCGAGAAGAGCAAGCAGUACAACCUGGAGCACGAGAUCCGACAGCAGGAGGAGAAGAGGGCGGAGGUCGCCAUCGAGAUGUCGGACCUGGUGGUCUACUGCCAGCCGCGCAGCAAAGAGAAGGACCGCUUUGACAGCUACAGCUACAGAGAGAUCCGCUCCUUCGUGGAGAACAAGACGCCCAGCAAGAGCGGCACGCACGGCUUCCUGCUCUACAACAGGAAGGCGCUGAGUCGCGUCUACCCCAAGGGUCAGCGCGUGGAGUCCUCCAACUACGACCCGUACCCGCUGUGGGCCGCUGGCUGUCACAUGGUGGCGCUCAACUUCCAGACCGCAGACAAGUACAUGCAGCUGAACAGCGCCCUCUUCAGUCUCAACGGCCAGACGGGCUACAUCCUGCAGCCGGAGCUGAUGCGCCGCGACAACUACGACCCUCAUCGUGAGAAGAAGGGGCCCAAGUUCAACAUCGUGGUGCGGGUGAGUCUGUCCCGGCUCCAGCUUCAGGUUUAUGAUGUCACUUCCUGUCCACUGGUCUCUUCUCGUGGCGAGCAGGUGAUCGGCGCCAGACAUCUGCCCAAAAACGGCCGCAGCAUCUCCAGCCCGUUUGUGGAAGUGGAGCUGUGUGGCCACUCGGAGGAGAAGUACAAGACGGCGGUGUUCCGAGACAACGGCCUGAACCCGGUCUGGAGAUCCACGUCGGAGCCCAUGUGCUUCAUAGUCUACGAGCCCGAGCUGACCUUCCUGCGCUUCGUGGUCAACGAGGAGGACAUGUUCUCAGACCCCAACUUCCUGGCCCAGGCCACCUUCCCGGUCAAAGGCAUCCGCUCAGGCUUCCGCUCCGUCCCUCUGAAGAACGGCCACAGUGAGAGCCUGGAGUUGGCGUCGCUCCUGGUCUUCGUGCAAGUGCAGCAGGCCGAGAGCGCAGCGGAGGAGCUGUACUCGUCGUCCGGCCAACUGAAGAAGAGCAGCUCGGAGGCCAGCAUGGCGCCGCUGCUCUACAGCUCCCACGGCAGCCUGACGCGAGGCUCCGGCGCGCGGCAGGAGCAGCUGCUGAGGCAUUACAGCACCAGCGAGAAGCUCAAGAUGCCGGAGAAGAAGACGAGCUACUCCUGACCGGCGCUGCGCCGCCUGUUCACGCUGGUCCUAGUUUUAGUAUUUAUUCCUGAUCACGUCUGACAGCACAGUGUCUCUGCCGUGUGAAGUAAACCUCGAUGAGACGCAGCA